AUGGAUCACAACCAAGUGACACCAUUCAGAAUCCCAAGAAGGACGGGCUCUGCAUGGCCAUCUCCACCAGGAGUGGUAAAGUUAUUACUGACCCUUUCUGUAGGUACGAAAAAUGAACAGAUCCUGGAGCAAUUUAGCAGAGAUGAGGAUGAAACUAUACUGGUUGAUGACUUGGAAGAUGCUCAGCCUAAAGCACAACCCGCAUGCCAGGAUAUAUGCCAAGUUCAUGAAAAACUUGGUUACCAAGAAAAGAGUUACUUCGUGAUCUUGGAUUGCAAGGUGGACUUUGAGGUUCCUAUCAUUUUGGGAAGACCAUUUUUGGCAACAGGGAGAGCCUUGGUAUAUGUUGAGAGAGGUGAGCUGAGGUUCAGACUUAACAAGGAUGAGGUAAAGUUCAACAGUUGUAGGUCAAUGAAGCAACCCAAUGAUAUGAAUAUGGUAUCUGCAAUGGAGGUGGUUGAUGAUGAGGACAUGAGGGUACCCAUAAAAGAGAGGAUGGCUGUUGAAACCUUAGCAACAGUGCUGAUGAACUUUGAUGCUGGUUUCCAUUCUGACUACAUAGAGAGCAUUAAUGUUUUGCAGGGUAUGGGAGCACACUCAUAUGCUCUAAAGAAAUUGGACCUGGACUUAAAAAAUAGGACAAGUCCUCCAGCAAAACCAUCCAUCGAGGAGCCAUCGGUGCAGGAGGUGAUCAAGGUGUUGAGAAGGUACAAAAGAGCCAUUGGGUGGACCAUCAAUGAUAUAAUUGGUAUACCUCCGGGUAUACGCACCCACAAGAUUCAGCUUGAGGAGGUCUGCAGCCUAAACAUUGAGCACCAGCGGAGGCUAAACCCACAUAUGCAAAAGGUGGUUAAGAAAGAAAUUAUCAAGUGGUUAGAUGCUGGGGUGGUCUAUCCCAUUUCUGGCAGUCACUGGAUAUCUAUUGCUCCUGAAGAUCAGGAAAAGACCACCUUCACAUUUCCUUAUGGCACCUUUGCAUUUACACGCAUGACAUUUGGACUGUGUUACGUACCAGCAACAUUCCAAAGGUGUAUAAAGUCCAUUUUCUCUGACAUGGUGAAAGACACUUUAGAGGUAUUUAUGGACGAUUUCUCUGUAGUAGGUGAUACUUUUGAUGAUUGUUUGUUAAAUCUUAGCAGGGCUUUACAAAGAUGUGAGAAGGCCAACCUGGUGCUGAAUUGGGAGAAGUGUCAUUUCAUGGGUGUUCACAGCUUCUUAGGAUAUGCCAGAUUCUAUAAGCAUUUCAUCAAGGACUUCUUCAAAAUUGCACAUCCAAUGUGCAAGCUUUUGGAGAAGGAGGUGAAAUUUGUCUUUGAUGAGGCAUGUCUCAAAGCUUUUAAGUUCCUAAAAGAAAAGUUGAUUUCAGCACCAGUGAUUAUUGGUCCAAACUGGGCGAAACCAUUUGAGGUGAUGUGUGAUUCUAACGGGGCUGCGUUAGGAGUUGUGUUGGGACAGAAGCGCAACAACAUGUUCCAUCCAAUUUACUAUGCUAGUAAGUCGCUAAAAGGGGCACAAUGA
Molecule: messenger RNA, 1518 nt
Organism: Solanum verrucosum
Lineage: Eukaryota; Viridiplantae; Streptophyta; Magnoliopsida; Solanales; Solanaceae
Exons: 6
Coding region: 1-1518 (505 amino acids)
Source: RefSeq, a predicted model, not a curated record